This is a messenger RNA of Saccostrea echinata, 1200 nucleotides long. Its product is annotated as gastrin/cholecystokinin type B receptor-like. The record is from RefSeq and is a predicted model, not a curated record. Gene Ontology annotation, biological process: G protein-coupled receptor signaling pathway. NCBI's taxonomy places the organism in Eukaryota, Metazoa, Mollusca, Bivalvia, Ostreida, Ostreidae. Gene Ontology annotation, molecular function: neuropeptide Y receptor activity. The transcript is spliced from 2 exons. Bases 1 to 1200 code for a protein of 399 amino acids. Gene Ontology annotation, cellular component: membrane.
AUGAAUGUUACGGUGAACAUAACAAACAACGACAAAAGUCUCAAGUCCUAUGAUUUUUCAAUUUUUGCACGGUUGUGUGGACAUACUGGUCAAAGCACCAACAGUUCGAACGAUUCUUUUAUUUUACGACUACAGAGUAUAUGCAAUUCCCCUCUGUAUAGUAUAACCAUAGAUCGCAAAAACAUUUUACCCACCCCGUUACCCAAAUCCACAGUGGAAGUGUUCAUGGUGCUCUAUCUAUUGAUUAUAAUUUUGGCAGUGUUUGGCAAUUCGUUGGUGCUUGGAUUUAUUGGUGUGGUGAAGAAAGCCCGGACUUUGACAGAUAUUUACAUUGUAUCGCUAGCAAGCAGUGAUCUACUGAUUGCAGCAUUGAACAUGCCGUUUCAGCUGUACUAUGUGGUAGCCAAUGACUGGGUGGCAAGUGGUAAUUUUGGUCUCUUUCUCUGCAAGUUCACGACGUAUAUUGAAGGUGUGACGGUCGUAGCCAGCAUUCUUACGCUGCUUUUUAUUGCAAUUGACAGGUAUGCUGUUAUUUGUGAAAUAGGGAUCGCAAACGUCAUCCAUAACCGAAGUUCUGGUAGAAUUAUUGUAAUCGCUCUAUGGUGUAUUUCGUUGUGCGUUCCGUCCCCAAAUCUUAUAUUUCAAAAACUAGACAAAAGAGUAAAUGUGAAGAAUACAGAUGGAGUGCUUUUAAUGGAUGGUUUCAAAUACAUUUGCGUAGAGUUUUUCCCAAACAAAUACAGCAGUCGCAUUUACACAGCUAUGAUAUACACGUGUUUUUAUCUCCUUCCGGUUCUGGUGAUAGCUUUUAGCUACGGUCGGAUCGGACACCGUCUCUGGAUCCACCACCCCAUCGGCGAUGUCUUGGAAAAUCCACGUCAUCACGAGCGCAAUAUCAAACAGAAGAAGAGAGUGAUUAAAAUGCUUGUUAUGCUUUUCUUGUCGUUUACCCUUUUGUGGCUUCCAUUUUUCACCUUUCAUCUGUACAGAGAAUUUGUUGUCAAUGAGAACGAGUCUUUUAGGAUGAAGAGUGCCAUUUUAAAAUUGAUUGGAUAUGCCAAUUGCUGCGUCAAUCCGAUAAUAUACACUUUUUUAAACAAGGCUUUCCAAAAUGAAUUCAUACGUUUAUUCUGCAAAAAUCGAGUAUUUGUAACCUCCAUGAAUGGAAAAACUGAAAUGGUUCGUAUUACCAAGUUAUGA